AUGAAAGAAAUAUUGGAUCAAUGGGAUAACGCGACCAAGCAGUUGUUCUAUUUUAACUACGGUGACCUGCCUUAUCUGCUCAGUGUCAAGGUGGACAAGUAUUUAUUCCAAACCCUUGCUCAGUUUCGGAACCCUGCCUACAAUUGUUUCACUUUUGGAAAAGUAGACUUAGUUCCUACCGUGGAAGAGUAUACGACUUUGCUUCGGUGCCCAAAGAUUCAAGUUAACAAGGCUUAUUCUAGAGCUACUAGUGUCCCGACGUUGUUAAAAAAAUUGAUAAACAUCACAGGGAUGAGUGAACAGUGGGUUGCUGCUCGAAUCCAACAGAAAGGUGGCAGCAAAUGCGUUCCUUGGAAAAGCUUGCGAGAUUUAGUACUAGUACAUCCUAAUGUGAAGAAAAGAUCUGAUGUCUUCGCUCUAGGUAUCUAUGGAUUAGUAAUCUUCCCCAAAGCUUUAAGGCACAUAGAUGAGGCCGUCUCUGAUUUUUUUGAUCUGCUUAGUAAGGGGGUUACGCCCGUUCCGGCAAUACUGGCUGAAACUUUCAAAUCUUUGAAUGCAUGCCGGAGAGCAAAUGAGGGAAGAUUCAUUGGAUGUGCACAGCUUUUAUUAGCAUGGUUUCAUAGCCACUUCUGGAAAAUAAAAAAAGUCUCUUAUCGAGUAUUCUCUGAUAGCUACUCCCCUCUGGAGGAAUUGGUGGCUACGCCAAGGCGAGAUGACAUUUCGAAAGAAAAAUGGAUGGCAAUACUUCAGAAUCUCCAAGAUGAAGAUGUCGAAUGGAGAGCUCCUUGGUUAAUUCCCGAUGAGAUUUUAUACCGGUGCAGAGAUUUUGACUGGGUUUUUCUGCUCGGGAUAUGGGGACUUGUCGGAUACGCUCCUCUACUCGUAUCAAGACAGUUUAGAUCACGGUAA
Gossypium raimondii (Peruvian cotton) is the source of this 909-nucleotide messenger RNA. RefSeq lists its product as uncharacterized. Lineage: Eukaryota; Viridiplantae; Streptophyta; Magnoliopsida; Malvales; Malvaceae. The transcript has a single exon. The record is from RefSeq and is a predicted model, not a curated record. Bases 1 to 909 code for a protein of 302 amino acids.